Messenger RNA from Anopheles coustani, 2482 nucleotides. RefSeq lists its product as uncharacterized. NCBI's taxonomy places the organism in Eukaryota, Metazoa, Arthropoda, Insecta, Diptera, Culicidae. The record is from RefSeq and is a predicted model, not a curated record. Gene Ontology annotation, cellular component: ciliary transition zone. The transcript has 5 exons. Gene Ontology annotation, biological process: cilium assembly. Bases 1 to 1677 code for a protein of 558 amino acids.
AUGGAAACGACGGCCCGCGUUCACCAGACGAAAGCGUCCGGCUCGAGGCAUCGUAGUUCCCGUUCUCGCCGUAGCGCAACGCCCCAGCGGCUGGAGCAGCUCGAGCAGUCGGAAGUGCGCGGUGGCGAUGGGCCCGGCCCUGGCCAGGAGGGGUCGGAGCUGGAGCCGGGCGGGUCUAAAAAUAGAUCGUCUACCGUAGUGCGGGUGGUGCGCCGACCGGACACACCGGAGCACAGUGGUGGUAGUACGACGACCAACGCGAGCAGCAGCGGCGCCGCCACCGGAACUUCCGGCACGACCCAGAACUUCCACUACAGCGCGAGCGGGGACACGAGCGGUGGACCGGUGCGCGUUUCCCAGGCCACCACCCGCAGCCUCUCGCCGUCGGCCGCCGUGGCAACGACGGAGCUGGACGUAGCAUCCGGUACCGAGGAAAACAACGAACCCCGGCCAGACGGUGCUGGGGAAAUGAUGGUAGCCGUCGUGGAACUGGCGAACGGGACGGCCAGCAUCGAACCGGCACCGGGACCGACGGACGAUAAGCUGCAGAAGGGCAUCCUGGGCUAUAUGGACCGCCAGCUGAAGGUGCAGUCGCUGUCGGACCCGCAGAAGAGUCCGGCCCAGCGGAGCACCCGAAGCCGGAGCAGCCUGGAGAAGAGCCCACGCCGGAAGCGCAGUAAGUCCGAGUCGAGGCGGAGGCGCGAGCGGAAGAUACUGGCCGCCGGCGAGAUGGAGGUACGCCAGGCGAACGAAACGCUGAUGCGCUAUCUGAAGCAGUGCUCGGACUUUAACGAUGCGUCCCUGUCCGGGGACCUGGAGAUACCGGAGCAUCUGGAGGAUCGGCGGGUCCACCGGAAAACCAAAUCCCAGCGGGAGCGAAAACUUCAUCAGCAGCAACCGGAUCGACCCGGCGGUGGUCGGACCAGCAAUGCUGACGAUCUGCUAAGCUACCAUGGGGAGAUCUACAAUCCCUUCACACCGGUGGUCUCGCCGACCACCGAAGGUGCGCCAACGCGCAUCGACAAGAUGUACAUACAGACUGCUAGCGGUUACCGACCGGUUGACAAUACCUACUCAUACCACAAGUCCUCAACACUGAUUGGAGGUGAUCCAGAAAGCAAUAGAAAUACAGUGAGUACGUCGGUGCACCUUUCCUGUGCGGUACAGCGGGUAUGGCACCUGUUUUCGACCGUCUGCCACGGGCUGCUCGGUGGCCUUGCGUUCGCCCAUCUGCUGCUGAUCUGCACAACGAAGCCGUACGAUUGGGUAGACGCCUCAAUCCGCCAUUACUCUGCCUUCGCUGAGGUGUACGCCAAUACCUUCUACUGCUUGGCGAUCGUGUGCAUGGUGUCGAUCUUCGAUCGGAUGGACAUUGCACAUGGAGGCGAAUCGAAUGUUUCCUUCCGCUCGGUCUUCAUCAUCAUGAUCUACAUAAUGACGAUCAUGCUGAGCUUAUCGGCUGGAUCGAUGGACGAACGACUGUAUCUUACCGCCACGUUAAAUUCUACCGUCUGGGAAGAGGAACUGGAAACGAAUAAAGUGCUUAGCAUCUGGAAUGCUCUGUCGAUAGCGCGAAGCGUCGGUGCCAUCUUUGGCUGGUUGGUGGUCGGCUUCCUGCCCAACCAGGACAAUCUCUACGAUCAGCUGCUGGAGAUGGAAAAGUAUCAGCUACAUUGAGCAACACUCGGGGACGGUGGCACGGCGGUUUGUACAUACUACGAAUAGCAUGUAGGACUCCAUAAUACUAGUAAUACAUACAAGCAUAGCAUAGAGGAACACAACGUACUACUUAGAGGCAAACAAAACAAUAAUCACGCUUACGUCGCUGUGGUGUAGGAUCGUUUUCGUUCUUUAUACUAAUGGACUAACAAGCAUCUAGGCAAAUAACCCCUCUUCGUGAUGAAAUGUAGGAAAGCACUACAGCAAAACGGUAUCAUUUAAAAGUAUUAAACUGCGGAACGGCAAGAUGUGGUUAGUGGUUGUGGUAGUAUUAUGCGAACACUGCGUGUGGAAAGGAAUUAGCGGUAGGAAGAAAACUCGUAUAGCAUGUGCAUUAGCGACAAUUGUGACAACAGGAAUGGACUGAUAAUCAUAUUGUAAUCAAAUGAUAGCAAUUACGAAAGUACACACACACACACACAAAGAGAAUAGCAACUGUAAUCGUUCUAGAUUUACUUCCGAGUUAGACGACGACUCUGAGAUAAAGAUGAAGGAACAUGACUGUAUAAACAUGUUUAGGAUAUAAAUCAAAACGAAUAAUUAUUCCAUAAGCAACCGAAUGUUAAUAUACAGAUAAAUUAUACUCCAGGACAUAAAUAUGAAUAUUUUCGCAAUCAUAAUAACAAUCGCAGUUCUUCAUAAUGAAAAUAAUUGCUUUGUAAAUGCGCAACUUAUUGAACCGUUUUGUUACUACGAGCUGCAAUGCAACCGUUUGAUUUGUGAUUUACUUAGUUCAUUCCUGUUUAUGAAAAUAAAUUAUUAA